GUUGUCUUAAUGACUUAUGCCUUCUGUUGUGGUUUUUAGUAGUAUAGUAGUUUGUAAAAUAUUAUAUUGAUAUUGAGUUGUGAUUUUCAUGUUUUAUAUUUAUAUUGAUUUGAAUGAAGUAUUGUUCUGAAAAUUAAUCAAAUAAUUCAGAAAGUUUGUAUUUGAAUGAAAAUGGAUAAAGCCGACGAGAGCCAAAAAAAUGAUGUACCCAUGGAAAAUGCACAACACCAACAAUGGCCAAAAAAGAAGAAGCCCGAUUUGAGUUCCCUACCAACUCGGCAAUAUCUAGAUCAAACAGUUGCACCGAUCCUUUUACAUGGCCUACAAACAUUAGCUCGGGAAAGACCUCCAGAUCCAAUAAGUUUUUUGGCUGCAUAUUUGUUGAAACAUAAAACCCGCGUUGAUGAAGCUAUGACCGACGGAUCGUAAAUAAGAAAUUAAAAAAUUCUUCAUUUGUUAUUCACAAUUAUCUCGAUUUAAAUAAAAAUCAAUAUUGUUUACCUUUAUUUUGUAAAGAUUUAAGAAAUCUUA
This is a messenger RNA of Eupeodes corollae, 531 nucleotides long. RefSeq names its product protein dpy-30 homolog. Bases 166 to 429 code for a protein of 87 amino acids. The transcript has a single exon. Gene Ontology annotation, cellular component: Set1C/COMPASS complex. NCBI's taxonomy places the organism in Eukaryota, Metazoa, Arthropoda, Insecta, Diptera, Syrphidae. The record is from RefSeq and is a predicted model, not a curated record.